GGGUGGGCGUGCCUCUGUGACCCAGGAAAUACAAAGUGGUUCCUGGGGCAUCUUAGUUUAUGGUGACGUUUCUAAUGUGCUUUGCCGCUCCAGUAGAAGGAGAGAGUCGAGCGCCAGUUGUUUUCUCUUUCUCUCCGGCUGAUCGCCAAACGGCUGCGGUCUUGCAUGGACUGAGAGGGUUUCCCUGUGCUACUGCAGCGGAGCAGGACUGUCCCGUUUAGACUUGCUUUAAAUCGGCACGUUUUACAGGGUUUUUAAAGAAGCAGCCAAAAUGGUUUUAGCGGAUCUGGGACGAAAAAUAACCUCGGCGCUGAGAUCGCUGAGCAAUGCUACCAUCAUAAAUGAAGAGGUUUUAAAUGCUAUGCUGAAAGAAGUUUGUGCUGCUCUACUAGAAGCAGAUGUAAACAUAAAGCUCGUCAAACAACUAAGAGAAAAUGUCAAGUCGGCCAUAGACCUUGAAGAAAUGGCCUCGGGCCUGAACAAGAGAAGAAUGAUUCAGCACGCUGUGUUCAAGGAGCUGGUGAAGCUUGUGGACCCUGGAGUCAAAGCCUGGACACCGACGAAAGGGAAGAACAACGUGAUCAUGUUUGUGGGUCUGCAGGGCAGUGGGAAAACCACCACAUGUUCCAAGUUGGCUUAUUAUUACCAAAGAAAAGGCUGGAAGACUUGCUUGAUAUGUGCCGACACAUUCAGAGCAGGUGCUUUUGACCAGCUGAAGCAGAAUGCAACAAAAGCUAGAAUUCCCUUCUACGGGAGUUACACAGAGAUGGAUCCUGUCAUUAUAGCGUCAGAAGGUGUUGAAAAGUUCAAAAACGAGAACUUCGAAAUAAUCAUUGUGGACACAAGUGGUCGACACAAACAGGAAGACUCGCUUUUUGAAGAAAUGCUUCAAGUAUCCAAUGCUGUACAACCUGAUAAUAUUGUGUACGUAAUGGAUGCCUCGAUUGGGCAAGCCUGCGAAGCUCAGGCCAAAGCUUUCAAAGACAAAGUAGACGUGGCCUCUGUUAUUGUCACAAAACUGGAUGGACAUGCUAAGGGUGGAGGUGCACUCAGUGCAGUUGCUGCUACCAAAAGUCCCAUAAUCUUUAUCGGCACUGGAGAGCACAUUGAUGACUUUGAGCCAUUCAAAACACAACCUUUCAUCAGCAAGCUUCUGGGAAUGGGAGACAUUGAAGGUUUAAUAGAUAAGGUCAAUGAGCUAAAACUGGAUGACAAUGAAGAGCUCAUAGACAAGCUUAAACAUGGGCAGUUCACUCUGAGAGACAUGUAUGAGCAGUUUCAGAAUAUCAUGAAAAUGGGGCCUUUCAGCCAGAUCAUGGGCAUGAUUCCAGGCUUUGGAACAGAUUUCAUGAGUAAGGGCAAUGAGCAAGAGUCAAUGGCCAGGCUGAAGAAACUCAUGACCAUCAUGGACAGCAUGAACGAUCAAGAGCUGGACAGUAAGGACGGCGCGAAGCUGUUCAGCAAGCAGCCCACCAGGAUCCAGCGGGUGGCGCGGGGAGCGGGCGUGGCCGCGCGGGACGUGCAGGAGCUGCUGACGCAGUACACCAAGUUCGCCCAGAUGGUGAAGAAGAUGGGCGGCAUCAAGGGGCUCUUCAAAGGUGGAGACAUGUCCAAGAAUGUCAAUCCUUCCCAGAUGGCGAAAUUAAAUCAGCAGAUGGCCAAGAUGAUGGACCCCAGGGUUCUUCACCACAUGGGUGGGAUGGCUGGCCUUCAGUCCAUGAUGAGGCAGUUUCAGCAAGGGGCGGCUGGGAACAUGAAAGGAAUGAUGGGAUUCAACAAUAUGUGAUACUGAAGCCUUAAUCUCAUGCGUUUAAUGUCAUCUUUAUUCACACGCUGAAUAAGUCGGGUUUUUUUUUUUUUUUAGAAUUCACUUCCCAAUUUUUGUGAAUUGGUUAAUAAUAAAUGCACAGAUUUAUUUGUCUAAUAAGAAAACGGCAGUCUUAAUCUGGAUCCAUGGGAUUCACGAUUGGGAUACAGGUUUUUGCAGAUUGUUACAUCUGAUAAACUUUACGUUUGGCUGAUUUGCAAGAAGUAGAGUGUUACUAGUGGAAAAUGCAUCAAAUGAGACUAGUUUGUGACAAUAUUUUGUCAUGAAAUGUGUUGUAUAAUAAAAUUUGUAUGGUAUGCAUUCUCA
Lepisosteus oculatus (spotted gar) is the source of this 2134-nucleotide messenger RNA. It is a transcript of the gene srp54, whose product is annotated as signal recognition particle 54. Gene Ontology annotation, molecular function: GTPase activity; endoplasmic reticulum signal sequence receptor activity; GTP binding. The record is from RefSeq and is a predicted model, not a curated record. Gene Ontology annotation, biological process: SRP-dependent cotranslational protein targeting to membrane; SRP-dependent cotranslational protein targeting to membrane, translocation. NCBI's taxonomy places the organism in Eukaryota, Metazoa, Chordata, Actinopteri, Semionotiformes, Lepisosteidae. Gene Ontology annotation, cellular component: signal recognition particle, endoplasmic reticulum targeting; cytosol.